GCGCUGCUGGCUAAAAAGAGGGGGAAAUACCCGCACAAAGGACGUUACAAAUUACAAUGUUCAGAGGAAAAGCUGGCCAGACAAGAAAAGUAGAGGAAAGGAGACGCUGGUGAUGGGGUUGGGGAAAAGUGGGACUCCUCCCCACGACCAUUGCUAUUAUCCAGCUCAUUUCUAAGGAUUCGAUUUCUGCCAUUUCUGAGAGCUGCUUGAGGCGGAGUGAACGCGUGGUUUUGAAAGAUUGCUUAAACAAAGAAUGGAGGCCAGAGUGGUGCACGCAUUGCAGAACAGGCAAGUGUUACUUCUUUGUGUGUUUCUGGGAGUGUCUUGGGCUGGCGCAGAACCACUUCGGUAUUUUGUGGCAGAGGAAACGGAGAGAGGGACCUUUCUGGCCAACCUAGCAAUUGAUCUGGGGUUAGGGGCGGGGGAACUGUCAGCUCGGGGAUGUAGAAUUGUUUCAGAUAAAACCACAGGAUUUUUACUCCUCAAUCCGCUUACUGGUGAUUUACUUCUAAAUGAGAAAUUAGACCGAGAAGAACUGUGUGGCCCCACAGAGCCAUGUGUGUUGCCUUUCCAGUUGUUACUUGAAAAGCCUUUUCAGAUUUUCCGUGCUGAACUGUGGGUCAGAGACAUCAACGAUCAUUCUCCAGUAUUUCUAGAUAGAGAGAUUACCUUGAACAUAUUAGAAAGUACCACUCCAGGGGCAACAUUUCUCCUAGAAAGUGCACAGGAUUCAGAUGUUGGAAUCAACAACCUGAGAAACUACACUGUCAGCUCCAAUGUUUAUUUCCAUAUUAAUGUCCAUGAUAAUGGGGAAGGGAAUGUUUAUUCCGAAUUGGUACUGGAUAAAGUGCUGGAUCGUGAAGAGGUUCCUGAGCUGCGUUUAACCCUCACCGCCUUGGAUGGCGGCUCUCCCCCCAGAUCCGGAACCACCCUCAUACGCAUCCUGGUUUUGGACAUAAAUGACAACGUCCCUGAAUUCGUAGAGUCGCUUUACAAAGUCCAGGUGCCUGAGAACAGCCCUGUUGGUUCCCUGGUUGUCACUGUGUCAGCUAGAGAUUUAGAUACCGGAAGUAAUGGAGAAAUCGUCUAUGCAUUUUUUUACGCUACUGAAAGAAUUCUCAAAACGUUUCGAAUCAAUUCAACAUCUGGCAAUCUUCAUCUUAAAGCCGAAUUGAACUACGAGGCAAUACAAACUUAUACAUUAACUAUUCAGGCCAAAGAUGGUGGAGGGCUUUCUGGAAAAUGUACUGUGGUGGUCCAUGUAACGGAUAUAAACGAUAAUCCACCAGAACUGCUCAUGUCAUCACUUACUAGUCCAAUUGCAGAAAACUCACCAGAGACAGUAGUCGCUGUUUUUAGGAUCAGAGACAGAGAUUCAGGGAACAAUGCAAAGAUGGUGUGCUCCAUACAAGACCAUCUCCCCUUCGUCCUGAAGCCAUCGGUAGAGAAUUUCUACACCUUGGUAACAGAGAGACCCCUAGACAGAGAGAGCCAGGCCGAAUACAACAUCACCAUCACCGUCACCGACCUGGGGACCCCCAG
Lontra canadensis (Northern American river otter) is the source of this 1542-nucleotide messenger RNA. It is a transcript of the gene PCDHB7, whose product is annotated as protocadherin beta 7. Gene Ontology annotation, molecular function: calcium ion binding. The annotation marks the transcript as partial. The record is from RefSeq and is a predicted model, not a curated record. Gene Ontology annotation, biological process: homophilic cell-cell adhesion. The transcript has a single exon. Gene Ontology annotation, cellular component: plasma membrane. Lineage: Eukaryota; Metazoa; Chordata; Mammalia; Carnivora; Mustelidae.